Messenger RNA from Prunus dulcis (almond), 1720 nucleotides. RefSeq lists its product as uncharacterized. Bases 405 to 1544 code for a protein of 379 amino acids. The record is from RefSeq and is a predicted model, not a curated record. Lineage: Eukaryota; Viridiplantae; Streptophyta; Magnoliopsida; Rosales; Rosaceae. The transcript has a single exon.
GCUACACCCAGCCCUUGGGUUCAGUGGUCUAUGUGAAAAAGUUACAGUGGACCUGUCCUACCAACAGUGUUAAUUCCUGCAAGUUACUUAUUUCUGAGCUCUCACAAACACGUACCCACCGUACAAUUCCAAGUGGCACUCUCUGCUUUCUCUUUGCUUCAUGUUGCCCUUCUCUCAUUGGUCACUUGUCACUCUUAAAAACACCCGUUACAAUCCCUCUUCAAAAACCACCGCAAGUCUUCCUCCUCCUUCCCCAUCUCCUCUCUCACUUCCUUCUUCACAGCUCUCCUCUGGUUGCCUUCUGCAUUCUCUCUCAAAAGCUCUCUUUUGGGUCUCCAGUGAUCACCAUUACAGAAUAGCUGGUGGGGCUUUGACUUUUGCUGUCAGGAAAAGCACCUACCACCAUGAUCAAGACACUCAAUCCUUACAACACCAACACACAGAAAACUGCUGAGAUUAUGUCCAGGUAUAGGCCCAUAGCACCUAAACCUGAGACUCCAGCAAACUCAGCAGGUGAGAAUCCAUCCUUAUCUCAAAAGAUCAGAGAGUCUCCUUACCUUAGAAACCUCUGGCCACAAUUGCAGGCCAGACCCACCAGGACUAGAAAGAGAGGUCGAUCUGCUCUGUCACCAACAACCUUCAAGAGGCAGAGGACCCAUCAUGUGUUUGGGUUUUCUACCCCUUGUCAUGUAACAUCUCCGGCUAAAAAUCUCACCUUGGAUGGUUUUGCUCAUGCUCUUUCACAGCUUCCCAUACCAACAAGCUUUGAUGCAGUCAAAAGCACCAAUUUGAUGACUCUGCCUCUUCUUCAAUACCCUCCUCCUCCUCCUCCUCCUCCUUCUCCUCCUCCGCCUCCUCCAUCAUCAGUUCCUGUUGUGACCAACCAAGCAAUGGUGCCAGCUGAGUUUGAGUUAAUUAAACCUUGUGAAGGAGAAGAGAAGCUGAUAGAUUUGAACACUGUGGCUGAAAUUCCAGAAGAAAAAGAUCUGCUGCAACAACUACAAGGAAUUUCCCCUACCCCUACACCAAUCAAUGUCAUAGCACCUCAGCCAGUUCGACCUGUGGGCUCCAGCAUAAGUGUUGGGUGCAUCAAAACAGACCCAAGCCUAGCCCCAGCAGAGCAAGCUCCUAAGAAACCAGAGGAUGUUGAGGACGAGGUGGAGUCCGAGGCCCUGCCAUCAAUCAUAUCAGAUUCACACAACAAGGUGAGGAUGGCAAACUCUGCUUACAAGGAGAUGGUGGGCCAGCCAGAGUGUUCGUGGCUCGAUUCUAUGGUGACCAGUGAUGGGCGUUUCGGAGGGAGCUCUUGCAAGAGGAUCAGUGGGGAGGUCAUACUUGAGCUUUCUGAGGCAGAGGUACCAGUUUCAUCAAAUGGGUUUUCAUGCUGGGUGAGGAUUGAGUGGGGAAAUGAGAUGGACAAGCAUGCAAUCCAUGCUUUCUGUGAUGUGAUCAAGCUGUCCUGUGAGACUAAGGACUACCUCUUUAGUUGGAGGUUCCACACUCACAGCAAAGAGGGUUCUCAGUCCAGUUCUUCUAAUGCUUGAAAUGUCAAAUAAUGUAAUUAAAAUGUAGUGUAGCUAGCUCACUAGAAAGUGCACCUUCAGUGUCUACUAUAUAUAUUUUUUUUCAUGUAUAUGCAUAUAUAAGGAGUCUGAGGCUGAGUAUAUGUAUAGUUUGGUCAGCCUUUUUAAGAGAGAAAAACUUGUUCUGUUGUUCAUAA